UGACCCAAGCCCCCCGGGGGAGCCCGCCCCCACAGGCCCCUCGCAGGGCCCUCAACCCUAUUGGGAUUCUCCCUAUCCGGUCUGUGCCCUGUCGACCUUCCGUCAGCUCCUCCCCAAAGGCCCUGCUGACCCCGCCUCCAGACGCGGGCCCUGCCACCUCUGUGACCCUGACACCCCGGGAUACCCCAUCCCCCACUGCUGCGACCCCAGCCCAGUAGGCCCUUGUGCCUACCUCCUCCUCGGCUCCAGUGUUUUGAGCCCACUGCCUGCACGGUGCCGGUGAACUACCCAGCAUCUCAUCCCUUCUCUUCUAGCCCAGCGGGGGUGGGGCAGGGGGAGGAGAGGGGAAGGAGGGAGAGGCCAGGGGCCCAGGUGACCACAAACCCAUCCUGUCGCUCUUAAGCCUGUCGUGAAAAUGACCCUUCCUUACCCACCAGAACAUGCCCGGGUGACUUCCUCCCGGACCUUCCUUGUGGCCUUCCUCACCCUCCCCCGUGACACUAUGCAACCCCAGCGUGACCUGCGAGGCCUCUGGCUCCUGCUGCUGUCCUUGUACCUGCUCCUCUUUGAGGUGGCCAGAGCUGGCCGGCCCGUGGUUAGCUGUCCUGCCGCCUGCCUGUGCGCCAGCAACAUCCUCAGCUGCUCCAAGCAGCAGCUGCCCAGCGUGCCCCACUCGUUGCCCAGCUACACGGCGCUGCUGGACCUCAGCCACAACAACCUGAGCCGCCUGCGGGCUGAGUGGACCCCCACACGCCUGACCCACCUGCACUCCCUGCUGCUGAGCCACAACCACCUGAACUUCAUCUCUUCUGAGGCCUUUUCCCCGGUGCCCAACCUGCGCUACCUGGACCUCUCCUCCAACCAGCUGCGUACGCUGGACGAGUUCCUGUUCAGUGAACUGCAGGCGCUGGAGGUGCUGCUGCUCUACAAUAACCACAUCAUGGCAGUGGACCGCUGCGCCUUCGACGACAUGGCCCAGCUGCAGAAACUCUACCUGAGCCAGAACCAGAUCUCCCGCUUCCCUCUGGAACUGGUCAAGGAAGGCGCCAAGCUACCCAAACUCACGCUCCUGGAUCUCUCCUCCAACAAGCUCAAGAACUUACCGUUGCUCGACCUGCAGAAGCUGCCCGCCUGGAUCAAGAACGGGCUCUACCUACACAACAACCCCCUGCACUGCGACUGUGAGCUCUACCAGCUCUUUUCCCACUGGCAGUACCGGCAGCUGAGCUCCGUGAUGGACUUCCAGGAGGACCUGUACUGCAUGAGCGCCAAGAAGCUGCACAAUGUCUUCAAUCUGAGUUUCCUCAAUUGCAGCGAGUACAAGGAGCGUGCCUGGGAGGCCCACCUGGGGGACACCUUGACCAUCAAGUGUGACACCAAGCAGCAGGGGAUGACCAAGGUGUGGGUGACGCCGAGCAACGAGCGGGUGCUAGAGGAGGGGGCCAACAGCACGGUGACAGUGUCCAAGGACGACGGCAGUCUUCACUUCCAGCGGGUGCAGGUCGAGGACGGGGGCGUGUACACCUGCUAUGCCAUGGGGGAGGCUUUCAACGAGACACUGUCUGUGGAGUUGAAAGUGUACAAUUUCACCUCGCACGGACACCACGACACCCUCAACACAGCCUAUACCACCCUCGUGGGCUGCAUCCUCAGCGUGGUCCUGGUCCUCAUCUACCUGUACCUCACCCCUUGCCGCUGCUGGUGCCGGGGUGUCGAGAAGCCGUCCAGCCAUCAAGGAGACAGCCUCAGCUCUUCCAUGCUUAGCACCACACCCAACCACGAUCCUAUGGCUGGCGGGGACAAGGAUGAUGGCUUUGACCGGCGGGUGGCCUUCCUGGACCCUGCCGGAUCCGGGCAAAAUGGCAAGCUCAAGCCAGGCAACACCCUGCCGGUGCCCGAGGUGACCGGCAAGGGCCAGCGGCGGAUGUCGGAUCCGGAGUCGGUCAGCUCGGUCUUCUCUGAUACGCCCAUUGUGGUGUGAGCAGGAUGGGUGGGUGGGGAGAUUCUGCCCCAGGAGAGGUAAUGCACCCCUGAAGGAUGUGAGGGGAUGGAAGAGAGGGCUGGCUGCCCAAGGGAGGGGGACCCCCCCCCCACCGACCUCAAGGGAAUUGGUCACGGGUACGACAGCAGGCAAGACCCCAAGCAGGGGGUGGCUGCCAGGUUUUCAAAUAUGGAUAUGCUAAUCCUCAGGCAACUGUGACAGCCCUACCCAGAGCCCUGACAGUUCUCAGUGGGGUGGAGGAAGAGGAAGGAGGAAGGGGUGGGAGAAAGAGCAGAUUCCCUAAACUUUUUUGAGGUCAGCCCUAGCUCCUUCAGAGAAAAUCAUCUGGGAAAAAAAAAAAUCAUUUUUUUCUAUCUCUGCCCACCCACAGCUGUGAUGUUGUGUGUGCUGGGAGGAGCGGCCACGGGAGCCACACUGGGGAAAAGCUGCAUUAUCUUCUUUGGCCAGGAAGUCACACUUCACAGCUGGGGAAAUCGGAAACCUCUGGGAAAAUGAGUCAGGAAAAGGCUGAGACCUCGAUCAGUAACUCUCCCCAAAGCUGUUGUGAGACUUCCCACCAAUGCCUUCCUCUUUCCCGAUGAGCCCUGGGUGGAUGGGCCUUUGCGGGAGCCUGGCCUGUUGCCUGACAGGUAUGGCAGCCGUGUCCCAUGUGGUAUCUGUGCCUUGUGCUGGGACCAGUGGCACAGAGAGAUUCAGCAUGACCCAAGGGGCCAUGUCACAGCAUAGAGGCCAGCACAGAACUUGUAGGUGGGGGACCAACUCCACAUUGGCGAAUUCCUGGUGGGUGAAACCCUUGGGUAGCUUUACUCCUGACACCUGUGUGUCGGACCAGGGUGGGGGGGUUGCUGAAAGCAGAGCCUCUAGACUGCCUGCCACAGACGUGGGAUGGGGAACGAAGAGGAGGAGGAGGGUAAAUCAGCCUCCAUUAUGUAGCUUCCAGCGGGACCCACCUGAUUUUCUGUGUAUGCCAUCACUUCCUUUGGUCUCUUGAGCAAGCUCAGGUGGGAUUCUGAGUUUUCCCUAAUAUGCUGCUCUGCAGAGCAGAAAGUCCUGGAAAGUCUGGCCCCAGCUGGGUUGGACUGGGCUCAGGGAUGCAGGGGCCCGGGGAUGUAUCUUUACAUUGACAAAGCCACCUUGCUCCUCCCUUCGAGAUCUCACCCCUGACGCAAAGCCAUAGCUUGGGAUCUCACCAUCCUAGGAGUUGGAAUUGGGUGGUUCUCUGCCCCAGAAGAAUGGCAGUUUGGAGGAUGGCUUAGAGUGGUGCCCUGUCCACAAGUUUCCAGGCAGUCCUGUAACAGACAGUCAGUGGCACUAAACUUUCGGGAGACCUUCUCAGCCAGAGGUCUGUGUGGUUGUGGUGGUUAGACCGGAGCAGCCUAAGAACAGGCCCAACAUUCCAUUCCGCCCGAGGUUGCAGAGUACUUGGGGAUAGAGACGAAGGCUCCCUUUGACCGACUUCUCCCUUUGACUCUCCCGCGGGCCCUGGGAGAUGGCUGCUCUGAGCUUUGGCAAGGGGGUGAGCAGAGCAAAAGUGAAAAUGUUCUCUGACAUCGGUCUUUUUAAGUGCCCCCUCUGCCACCGCCAAGUCCCCUGUCCACUGGAAGUUCUCCAGAUCUUCUAGUUUUCUAGUCUGCUCUUUUAGGUUCCAAGAAGUGUCCUUGGAAGGCUGUUCGCCAGGAGGGCCUAGCUCCCGCUGCCUGUUCAGAUUCGGGGAGGGGACUGGAACGCAACAUCUUCCCCUUGUCUGUUCCUGGGAUGUCAAGACUGCUGUGCAUCUUUUAUGAGUAACCUAGUUCUGUCAGGAGAGCUGCAGCAUUUCACUCAAGUACUUGCAUGCUCGUAGGGAUGCAUGCUUAUAGGUCUGCAUGCACCCCAGCACCCCGACUUCCAUCAGGACAGGGAUUCUCCAGUCCCCCUAAUGUCUGCGUCCAGAGCGAUUUCCACCCAUGUGCUUCACGCACACAGUUUUCGUGCCCUGUAGGAGAGACAGUGACCAUGCCAGGCUCUGCAAAUACAGACUCUUGUAUUCCUGAUUUCUGAAUUACCUGAAGCUACACCCGCAUCUCCAUGGCACGGAAUCACUUCUCCACAAAGGCUGCAGUUAGGAGAGGCACAGGUUGCAGAGCUCGGGAGAAGGGGUGCUGAGGAGCUAGCUAGUUCUUCAGACUCGCCAGCAACCUUCCUUGGAUUUGAGAUGCUGUACAUGAGAGGAAGAUGUAGAAGUAGGUCAGCGAUGGACCCAGGGCAACACCGGGCAGGGGACGGAGCAUCUUUUAAGUUGCUCUUCCUAUGUUAACUGCCCUGGUUAGACGGGAGCAGGAGGAAAGAGUUGUCUGGUCAUAUUCCUGAGAGUUCUGAAGAUUCUGAUACUGGAGCUAUAGGAACCAUGACUCCCUCCUCAGACCAUCAGGGAACCAGGGAAAGUCUUAGCUCCAGGUUGCAGCUUCCCCCGCCCUGGGCACCAUCGAGGGCUCCGAAAAUCUUUGCAGUAAAUGUCAAAUGCAGACGGUCUUCUGGAGCAUUCUAGCGGAGUUGCCGAGGACUAGGAAGGCCAUCUCCUUCAUAAGUCCUACCUGGUUUAGGGCAUAAUAGAAGGCCCUGAGGCUCUAAGUCUCCCUACUGUAUCCAGUAUGUUGGCUAGUAUCUGCCAGUUUGAGAGACUGGUAGCUGUGCCUGGCUGCCCCACCAAGAAAUUGAGCUGACUAGCCUCUUCCCUUGGUUUUAGGUGAUAGAACCCAAAGGUAGCUUUGUCCUUGGGGGAUUGGGUACUCAGCAUACGUAAGCUCACUAGAACCCUGUGUGGGGAACUGCCAAGUCUGCUUAUAAUUAAAGGUCGAGAGAUCACCCCCACCGCCAUAAACCAGACCUGUCUCCCAGGAAACAGGUGUCCCUGGAGACGAGGAUGCCAGGGCUCUACAGUUUGUCUCUGUGAUUAUUUGUGGUUGUUUUUUUUUUUUUCUUUGCCUAUAUUUAGGGGGCUCCUAGGAAGGAGCCAGGAGAGCUGGGGAGAGUAAAGCCCGCUGAUUCCAAUUUUCUCUGUGUUUUUGGUACUUCCUUGGAGCCCUGCUGGCGAAGCAGCAGGGCUCCCUGUGUCCAGGACCUUAGCCCUCCUCCCACUUGUGUACUCCCGGGCUGGCAAACCUUGGAGCCUCUGGGCUCUGAAAACUAGACAUUGAUCAUUAAACCUGGCUUGAGUCUCCGUUCCGGCAGAGUCUGUGGCUGGUUUAUUUCUCUUUUCAGCCUAUGGGUGGGGGUCACUGUACCUCACCAGGGUGGUGGCCUGUCUCGGGAGAGAAAAAGUUAAAUGCUGUUCUAAGGCACAGGUAGCCUCCAUAUCUAGGCAAUAAGAUGGAGCAGGGGUCAGCCAGCUUCUCCUGCAAAGAGCCAGACAGGAAGCUGGGUAGUCUUUGCAGCCCACAGAGUCUCAGUGACAGUGCCUCGGUGGUGCCGUUGAAGCAGGAAGGCAGCCACAGACAGUACACAAAUGAAUGGCUGUGGCUCUGUUCCAAUAAAACUUUAUUUAUGGAUGUUGAAAUUGAUUUUCAUGUCAUUGUAACAUGUAUUUUGCGUUUUUUCAGCCAUGUGAAAAUGCAAAACCUCUCAUUAGCCCACAGCCCAUACAGAACCAGGCAGCAGGUUGUUUGGGGCCAGCAGACCAUCGUUUGCCAACCCCAUAGAUAUUCUCAGAAGAAAUGCCAUUGAUGCAUUAGCAGGAGAGAAUUCAGAAAUUCCAUGACUUGUGGCUAAUAGCCCGUAGAUAACAAAGGCUUUCUGGAUCCCUGGGGAGCAGGGUUGCCUCCCUGCAGAGUGCUCUUAAAAGUCUGGAUGGCGCCUACUGACUGUACCGCGGAAAAAUGCUCGGACUGGAUUAAAAGAAAUAAUGGGGAGCAGCUCACUCUCAUGGUAUUUUGAUUGCUGCCAGUAUAUGUUCAUAAGUGGUAACCAUCUUCGUUUAGCUUAAAGUAUAUUCGUCGACAGUGUCGUGUGUCCUGGGCGUUGCAUAGAACAGAGACGUGCAGUCCCCACUUUCUUGGUACAGAGACAGCCGUUGGACUGGAUUCUCCUAAACUCUGAACAUGCCACUUCUUUGGCUACGCUCAGUACUUCUGGAAGCGAACCGUCACGGUAGAUUCCAAAAGGCGAGAGGAAAUGGUCGAAGGAAAAGAGAAAUUAAAAGAGACGUUCUCCUGUGGCGAAGCAGGUUAAGGAUCCCGUGUCGUCACUGCAGCGGCUUGGGUUGUUGCUGUGGUGCAGGGUUGAUCCCUGGUCUGGGAACUCCCACAUGCCACAGGAGCAGCUGGACAAAAAUGGGGGGGGUUAAUCUGACUUUUGAGUAAUUACCUAAUUUUUUGCAUUGGUAAAAUCUUGACCGCAGGGCGGCUCGCCUCCGUCUGGAGCGUUGUCUUUUUCUCUUCAGGAGGAACAACCAAAGGGGCGAGGGACGGAGGCACCUCGCAGGCAGCCGCAGCAGACAGAUCAACCUUGGCAGUCCGCGCAAUGACAGAUGUUGACGCCAGAGCAACCCCAGAGUCUACGUUUAUCUAGUAUUUUUUAAUCUCUUCGGAGCAGUCUUUGCUAUGGUUGAGUUUAGCCAAGAGAUGAGAUGGGAGAGAGAACAGAUCUGAGCAAGACCCCUGAAGAGCUCUCCCCUCUCUCUGGGCCCGUGCCAAGCCCUUUCUCUGAGCCUGUAAAGUUCUGAGACCCCUUUCUCCGUCAUCCCAAGGUGUCCAAGGCUGCAUCUCUUCACCCCUCCCUUCCCCACCCCACCCGCCAAAGAAGUGCCCUAGGUUCUGGCCAAGAUGUGCAAUUUUGUCUGCCCUGUCUUGCAGCUCUUCCCCCGGCUUCUCUUCGCUGGCACUGCAGGAGCAUGAAAGAGGUCACUAUAACGGUUGCCUUUGAGGGUUCAGUGGAUUGGCCAGUCUAGGCUCUCUUCCACUUGAGCUCUUGGCUCCUUCCCUGUCUGCAGCUGUAGCUCUGGUACCUGUGGUCGCCCAGGCACCACCCCCCCUCCCCCCCGCAGAAAAGGCCCAGGCCCCUGCAGUCUCUGGCUGCAGUAAGCCUCUGCUGGUACUUCCUCUUCUGGGGCUUGAGAGGGGACAGGGCGGCUGCCAUGUCAGCCCCUUCAUCAGGCUUAUCCACUGCUGCGUGGGAAAGAGCAAGCAGCCAAGAUACUCAGACCUGCCCUAGGCCUCCAGUCAGCAUGAGCCUGGUGACCGUCCCAGAACCACAGAGGGCAUGGAGACAACUGACCUUCAGGACAUGGGUCCUACAGCGCAGCGUGUGUAAGGGAGAGACAGGGACCCCAACGUUGGAGAGGAGGGUUGUGUGUGCAGGCACAUUGUGUGCAAACAUGCACACAGGUCGAGCAGCGCUGUAGCUGGACAGAACUGUGUGCUGCUUUUCCUUCACUUGGCCAAAGUUUGUUGUAGGUGUGGGCCUAUGUGGAAGGGCCUAGCCGGUCCUGGGCAUUCUUAGAAAUCACUGGGAGGGAGUUCCCAUUGUGGUGCAGUGGAAACGAAUCCGACUAGGAACCAUGAGUUUGCAGGUUCGAUCCUUGGCCUCGCUGAGUGGUUUAAGGAUCUGGUGUUGCCAUGAGCUGUAGUGUAGGUCGCAGAUGGGGCUUGGAUCUGGCAUUGCUGUGGCUAUGGCUGUGGUCUAGGCUGGCAGCCGCAGCUCUGAUUCAACCCCUAGUCUGGGAAGCUCCAUAUGCCAUGAGUGUGUCACAAAAAAGACAAAAAAAAAAAAAAAAAAAGAAAUCACUGUGAGGUAACUUGGAAUCUGCUUUAAAAGAGGUAUGCAGCAGGCCCCUCGUGUAUGAGACAAAGAGUUGACUCCUCUGAUACCAGGGUAAGCUACAAUAGCUACUUAAUCUACUGGCAACAAAGGUUUAAAAAAAUCACCUAGGGGGAGUUUCCUUGUGGUGCAGUGGGUUAAGGAUCCAGUGUUGUCACUGGGUAGCUGCUGUGGCAUGAGUUUGAUCCCUAGCCUGGGAACUGCCUACAUGAUGUGAGGGAGGCCAGUAAGUAAGUGUGUAAAUAAAUAAAUAAAUAAAAUCACCUGGGAAAUUCUGAUAAAAACUGGGAUUGGAGUUCCUGUCGUGGCCCAGGGGUUAACGAACCCGACUAACAUCCAUGAGGAUGCCUCGCUCAGUGGGUUAAGGGUCUGGCGUUGCCAAGAGCUGUGGUGUAGGUCGCAGACGUGGCUCGGAUCCAGCGUCACUGUGGCUGUGGUGUAGGCUGGCGGCUACAGUUCCAAUUCAACCCCUAGCCUGGGAACCUCUACAUGCUGCCAGUGUGGCCCUUGAAGACAAAAAAUAAAUUAAGGAGUUCCCGUCGUGGCGCAGUGGUUAACGAAUCCGACUGGGAACCAUGAGGUUGCGGGUUCGGUCCUUGCCCUUGCUCAGUGGGUUAAUGAUCCGGCGUUGCCAUGAGCUGUGGUGUAGAUUGCAGACGCAGCUCGGAUCCCGCGUUGCUGUGGCUCUGGCGUAGGCCGGUGGCUACAGCUCCGAUUCAACCCCUAGCCUGGGAACCUCCAUAUGCCGCGGGAGCGGCCCAAGAAAUAGCAACAAUAACAACAACAACAACCAAAAAAAAAAAGACAAAAAAAAAAACAAACAAACAAAACAACUGGGACUUAUUCCCUGCACACUGCAACUAAGUCAAGCCUUCUGGGUGUAGGCGUGGGGGAGAAGGUUGUCUUCCUGGAGGGAAUCUGUGUUUGCUUUAAGCUUAGCCCAGUGCUGGAGAGUAUCCACAUCAAACCACCCCAGGGGCAGUUCUAGGACCCUAGCCUGUCUUUCAACUGUGUCUUCUCUGUGCCUACGCUAGUGACAGUUGCUGAGAUCAUGACGACAAUGCCUGACUAGUAUUUCAUUCCUGGAUCCCAGGACAGGAGGAAAAAAAAAACCCAAAAUGCCAAGAUUAAAAAACAAAUGCCGAAGCUUGUGGGCUGCUGUGGUGCCUGCCUCUCUACGUCCACUUCAGGCAGACUGCUGGCUGCUCUCAGAAAAAUGGAAGGUAUCCUCCUAAUUGAAACAGAACUGCCUUCGUGAUGCACAUGCACAGUGCGCGCGCGCGUGUUUUAAUUCCAACAAAGUCCUCUGAGGAGGAAGGGACUCUCAUCCUAUUCCAAGUGCCUGGAACAAGGCAGGAGAAACACACCUGUGAGCAAGCCAGGGGCCAGGUCCCAGCUGCCCAAGCGCGGAAUUGGGUAGGAGACAUUUAGAUAGACUUGUAACCAAGAGUUCCAACUAAGACCAACUCCAGGAAUUUCAAGCCGGGCCCGGGGGAAACUGCACUGAUUCCCAGAUUUGCGAUCAGCCCCAUGAUUUGAAAACCCCAGUUGGGAGCACUCAGCGCAAGCUUCGCUAGAAUCACAGCCGUGGUAGCACUCAGGACAGGAGGAGCGGGGAGCUGCCCCAGCACCUAGGAGGAGAUGUGGCUGUUCUCCGACAAGGGCCAGCAACACAACCGCUCUUAGACUUGGGUCCCUUACGCAUCAUUGUCCAUAACUGUUUAUUGUCUCCCUAAACGCAGUGUAAAACCCAAGCCAGACUGAGAGAUAAGGACGAGGAUACAAUGCCACCUGUUCACAUUUGUUUAAUGCUUUGAGCUUUCUAAUGCCUGUUAACAUGCAUUCUGUCUUCUAGAGCUCACAACACCCCUGCGAGGUAAGUCUGGCAAUCAGUGAUUUGCCUGUGGCCAUGCCAGCCAUCAGGGGCUGAGUAAACCCGGACUGCAGGCUUCUGAGCCCCCAGGUCAAUGCACAUUUCACCUCACAGUACACAGGCUCUUUAUGCCAGCCAGACACGGGGCAGCCAAAGCACUAAACCAGAUGCCUACCCACUCCCUAAACCUGCAGACGGAGUGAGUCAGGACCAAGGGUGUCCUUUGGAGGCCAAGACAGGUCAACACAAGGAAGGGCAGGAGUUCUAGAAGUUCAAAGUCAACAGCCACCACUGCCACCACCCGCGUCUGCAGAGCUUACACUGUGUGCCCUACAUCUUGACCUCUGUCAGGUGAAAAGGCCCUAUUAGUCUAUUCAGAGGACUCUCAGAGGAAGGAAGCUUCACGGCUUGGCUGGGAGGUGAGACCGUGCAGCCCAGGCAGAGGGGGAAGGUGAGGGCUGGCUGACUCAGCCUGCGAGUGCUUCAGAGAUCUGGAGCUGAAAAGGCCCCAGCCCUGUUCAGCUAAUCAUUAUUAUUAACUCUGAACAGGCCUUGGCAUAGCAGCCAGCUGGCUCAGGAAGAAUGCCUGGCUCUCCCACAGUGAGGCUUUAAAAACAAGACCCACAGCAGCCAUGCAUGGGGGUGGAAGGGUGGGGACAAUGAGAAAGAAGGGACAGGAUGGGCCAAUGUCAGGGAGUGGGGAGGGGUAGUCUGCUCUGUAGGGAGGUGGGGGGGGUGAGGCACCAGCUGGCCAGAGACAGCAGCCUACCUCUGAUGGGGCUGAAGAGCCAAGAAGGUGAGCCAGGCAGACUUCCCCAGACACAGAGCUCCUGCCAUUCAACACUACCCCCAGCCGGGGGGCCAAGGGAAGGGGUGGCUAUGGGAAAGAUGGGGGUUCGGGCGUGGUAUCUGAACCCAGAAUGGGAAUCCAAUUACCAUGUGGAUCCGGAUACAAAAAACAUCUAUAUUUCUAAUGUCCUCAAGGUUGAGUUUGAACGUAAUCAUAUUUGGAAUCAGGACUUAGCUUGAAAUGCAAAUGUGUGCAAAAGACAUGGAAUUUUUAAAAACUUGAGCACCCCAGCUUUUUUUUUUUUUUUUU
This is a messenger RNA of Sus scrofa (pig), 10767 nucleotides long. It is a transcript of the gene AMIGO1, whose product is annotated as adhesion molecule with Ig like domain 1. Gene Ontology annotation, biological process: brain development. Gene Ontology annotation, molecular function: protein binding. The record is from RefSeq and is a predicted model, not a curated record. Gene Ontology annotation, cellular component: membrane. NCBI's taxonomy places the organism in Eukaryota, Metazoa, Chordata, Mammalia, Artiodactyla, Suidae.